Messenger RNA from Anguilla anguilla (European eel), 4039 nucleotides. RefSeq names its product MMS22-like, DNA repair protein (gene mms22l). Gene Ontology annotation, cellular component: nuclear replication fork. The transcript has 25 exons. NCBI's taxonomy places the organism in Eukaryota, Metazoa, Chordata, Actinopteri, Anguilliformes, Anguillidae. Bases 114 to 3830 code for a protein of 1238 amino acids. The record is from RefSeq and is a predicted model, not a curated record. Gene Ontology annotation, biological process: double-strand break repair via homologous recombination; replication fork processing.
GUCCACUCGCGCGGGAGAGACGGGGAGGAUUUGGAAUGAAGCUCGGUGGUUAAAGUUGGAUACGGCAGGUUAAGCUCAUACAGUAUAAUUCUCUGUCUUAGACCACGAGCGAAAUGGAGGAUGACUUCGGCCAGUCUCUUACGCCGCCGGUGUCGCCCUUCGAGCCCGAUAGUCAGUGCGACUUCAGUCCGGCGCGGCCACCCUGGUUCUCCUGCGCGUUUGAACCGAGCCGGGACGAAGCCAGGACAGUGUCUUCGGAAGGUUACAUCGCCAGGGGCUCGCUAAAGAGGCUAAUGUUGAGGCUGGACCCUGCUCCAGGGGACUGUGAGGCGGACACCGUGGAGCUCUUCGGCUUUCCCUGGGUCACAGAGACUGCGCUGGUCGAGUCCUCCAAUUUUCUGUUCAGCUUGUUCAAGCAGAAGAUUCUCAGCCUGGAGUCUUUGGUGCAGAACAGCUCGCAUGACUUUGCGCAAGCGAGCAGCCUCCAUUUUGAAGCGGAAGCUCUGAGGCAGCAGUGUGUGCAGUUCCUCCAGUAUGUGAAGGUCUUCACUUUCAGGUUUGUGGAGCCUCCUCGAGCUUUGGACGAGGGCGUAACGCACCCGUACGAGGACCUGGAGGCGCAGUUUCCCUCUGCGCUGUUGGAGGAGCUCUUCGGGGUCACCCUCCUCAUCGGACGGCUCCGCGAUCUGCCCGCCAAUGUUCAGAGCUCCUUCACCAUACACCACCAGGGCAAGCUGUUCCCUCCCUCGUGGCACCUGCUGCAUCUGUACCUGGACUGCCACUGGUCCCUGCUGGAGAUCCUGCACCUGCUGGGGGAAAAGAUGCAGAGUCAGGUGGUGUAUGCGCACCAGUUUGUGAAUCUCACGGGGGAGAAUCUGACCAGCGUCAGUCUGUUUGAGGAGCAUCUCAACAGUCUGCUGUGUGACCUCAUCAGCAUGGCGAUGAAUAAGUACAGCAAGGUGAGACCCACAGAGGCUCUGACCACCCAGCACUACCACUGCACCUGCACCAAGGAGCUGUGGAUCCUCAUCAGACACCUGCUGGAGCACAGGAGCAGGGUGCUGCACACACAGUCCUUCUGGAGCUACAUCAGUGCCCCACUGCAGGGACUCCUGAAGGGCGAAUCGCAGGCCAGUCUCCCCAGCCCCUGCAGGGACACGCUGGGCUUCACCUGGUGGCUGGUGACUCAGCUGGCCGACCUGGGCCAGUACAGCCGAAACGGGACCCUUCACAGCGAGAAAGUGGAAGACAACUGGAGCUUAGUCAUUGAGCUGCUCAAGCUAACCUGCAGUCCUCAGGGAGGCUUGCAGGAGGAGCAGGUGCGGAUGCAUGUUCACUGCUGUCUCAGUCUGUGUCUCCUGUGGGACUCUAACAGCAGUGCCGUCACUACCCUGUGGGAGUACUACUGCAAAAACCUUAACGCUUCCUUCACGGUGCCCUGGCUGGGCGUGGCAGGGCUGUGCUCCGUCAGCCGGACUCCCCUCGCCCUAUUGGAGAAAGCGCGGGUCUGCUGCAGCCGCGAGCCGCGGAGCCCCUCCCUCCUCCGCUCGGCCGGCCACGCCCAGCUCUACCGCUCUGCGAACUCCUUCCACAUCUUCCUGCGCAUCCUGGCGCUGCACCUGACCCAGGACGGCGCCGCCGCCGGCGCCCCCUGGAGGCAGAUGAAGGGCAGGAUAUACUCCAAGUUUCACCAGCGGAGGAUGAAGGAGCUGUCCGAGGGCGGCCUGUCCAACUUCCUGCUGCUCUUCCUGGUCCUGGCGCGCGCGGGCGAGCUGGAAGACGUGGCGGCUCGGACCUUCGACCUGCUGGAGCUGCUGUCCCCGCCCCCCCUGGGCCCCGCCCUGCAGGCCCUGGUGUGGCGGGGCCAGCUGGCCCUGCUGCUGCUCUUCGUGGAGAAGGGGCUGGACGUGGGGGCGCUGGCCGAGCGGCUGGGCGCCGCCUUCGCCCGGGCCGCCCGCGAGUUCUACCUGAAGACCACGGAGCCGGCGCGCAAGCUGGCGCUGUGGGCGCCGCUGGAGUCCUACCUGGAGGGCGCGGAGGAGGUGUUCCAGACCAGCGCCUUCCUGCACCUGUCCGAGGAGAGGCUGCUCAACCAGGGCUUCAGCCUGCUCCUCCCCGCCUGCCGCCCGUCAGAGAUUAACUCCGCCCUCGGCUUCGUUCAGAGCAUCCUCACCCAGCUGCAGAGGGUCCUUCAGCGCUGUGCCCAGCUCUCUCACACUGCAGCUGCUGCCUCUCCUCCUCCCAGUGUGGCUAAAGAGCGCCACCUAGCGGUGGCAGGGGCACUGUGGGCCAACCUGUUCCCUUUCCUGCGCAGCUCUCGGCUGUCCCAGACGCCCCCGGCCCAGCUGGCCGACUCGGCUGCAGGGUUCACGCUGUUGGCCUUAGAGCUGCCCAGCUCCGCCCCUCAGGACCUCCAACCCCACCCUGUCCUGUCCAUCAUGCAGUUCUUCAGCUGGGACGAUAUGCUGCACCCCCUGCUGGUCACUCGCUACCUUAUCCACCUGCUCCAGAACAGCGCCCUCGUGUCCUCCCUGAGCGCGGCCGGGUCUGGCUCUGCGCAGGCCCAGUGCGUGCGGGCCUGGGUCCGGAGCGUCCUGCAGCAGCACCUCCACAGGAGCGCCGACGGGACGGACAGCAGGGCAGGCCGGGCGCUGGCUGAUCUCCUGCCAGAGCUCACCAGGCUGGUCUUCCAGCUGCCGGAGGUGGAGUCUCUUCUGCAGGGGGCGGGGCUUCCAUCUGGAGCCAGCAGGCAGGAGCCUGUGCCUGCUCUGGCAACCUUUAUCAAAGCUGUGGGCCGGGCCUACUCCAGGCUGGAGAGUCUGGCAGAACGUUCCGGCAUGGUGACCAGAGCGCUGGAGUACGUGGGGGACGUCCUGAAACACAUCAAGCCCUACCUGGUGAACAAGGGCCCCCCAGAGGGACUGCAGCUGGCAUACUGGGCCGUGGGCUGUGUGGUGAAGCAGUGGAGCCCCCUACUGGCCACCUCUAAAGCGCAGCAGCUGCUCUUUCGCAUUGUGGACGUGCUGCUCCUCCCCCACGCCGUCUUCCAGCAGGACAAAGGGCUCUCCCCUCAGGUGCUGUCCGCUGUGAAGGAGAACCUGCCUCUCUACCUUCAGGGCUUGUCGGUGGCAGCAGGUGUGGCUCAGAUUCAAGGGGCGUACCUGAAGCAGCAGCUCCACAGCGUCACCUCCCACUACCUGGGCCGCUUCCUCCCGGCCACGCCCUCCACUGCCACCGUGGCCAAUCACCCGGUCCUGCUGGCUGUAUGUGAGACUUCACCCAACCCCCAGGGGGCAACAUUGAGGAAAGCUAUCUUACAAGUGCUCAGUGAGAACUUCCUGCAGUUUAAGGGCCAUGCCCCGCCCCCUCGGCUGGCCUCGGUCCUGGCCUUCCUGCUGGAGCUGCUGAGACGGAUGAAGGACUUGAGCCUGGAGCUGCUCACGCUGCCGCUCCCAGCAGUGCUGCGCUGCCUGAUGCUGGUCAACGAGCCGCAGGUGAGGAAGCUGAGCACGGACGUUCUGCAGCUGGUGGUGGAGAGGUGUGCGUCCAGAGAGGGACCAUGUGACCAGCUCUCAGCUGUCCUCAAGUGCUUCAUAGAAGAAAAUGCGGGUGUCUAUGACCAGCAGGUUUAUAGUAUUUUGGAAACGGUAGCCAUUCUGGACCAGUCUGUGGUGUCGGGUCUGGUCCCUGUCCUGUCACAAAGCCUGAGGAACACUGAGACCAAGAGAGGCCUGGGGAGGAACACCACACUGAGAAAUGCCUACAGGAAGCUGCUCUCUCACCUGGGAGAAGGAGGGCAGAUAGAGAUGAUCAGCUUGGAAGAGGACUGAUCCCUGAACUCUGAACUCUGACCCCUGACCCUCACCCACCGAGAUGUCUCGCACAUCUGUGAAUCUGUAGCUGAACCUGCAACCUCCUGGACUCUGGUUGUGAAUCAGAUGAAACGCUGUAUAAUGUGUAUAAUGUAUGAGCGCUGGUCCGAGAGUGCAGAUGCAUGCAAAUGACUGAUGUAAAAUAAAAUAUGGCUGUGAGCACUCCA